This is a messenger RNA of Branchiostoma floridae (Florida lancelet), 2087 nucleotides long. RefSeq names its product divergent protein kinase domain 2A-like. Bases 447 to 1760 code for a protein of 437 amino acids. NCBI's taxonomy places the organism in Eukaryota, Metazoa, Chordata, Leptocardii, Amphioxiformes, Branchiostomatidae. The record is from RefSeq and is a predicted model, not a curated record. The transcript has a single exon.
CUGUGUUAUGUUAUUGAUAUGUUAUCCUUUGUCCUGUACUUUUCUUGUUGUUUUGGUGGCAGAUUGUUUCUGAUGUCAGUGAGAGGUGACAUAGGUUUAGGCCCACUAGCAGCUUUUUCUGGGACUACAGAGGCCUUUUUUAUAAAACAUUUUGGAGGAUAACUAAACAAAGGAACGACAAAGGGAUUAUCUAAUUGCCGCACUGCGGUCCCUCCUAUUGUGUGCAAUUGCAUUGGGAUUUGGGAGUCACACUCCCACCAACAGGGUUUUCACCUUUCCGGUCACUAAACAAUAUUGCACCACACUGACGGUAAACUUGUCGGACAACUCUGUCUGAAACAGCCAUUUUCGGGCGGAGUGUUUUUGCAAUAUGGGAUAAUCAUUAUAUGGUUACUGAGUGCAGUACAACUUGUAUUUGACUUUAAUUUUUACGUUUGUUGGGGUAUAUGCCUCUCGUCAUGAAAACCUCCUUGCGCUUGCAUCGCAUUCUUCGGCACCACAGGUCAUCGGGGGUCAACGUUUUCUUGUUACUAGUUUUGCUGAUAGUUGUUUUUAUCUACACUCUUCAUAUCAAACGUAGGGAACCUGUCAGCACAGCACUAAAUGACUUCCGCUUUCUCUGGGCCGAGACAGGAACAUGCCCUGCGUGUUUUGGACACACCUGUGGACUUAUACAGCAGGGGAACUUCCGAAGGGUGAACCCUAACAGAGAGCAGAAGAGAUGUGUGGUGUCCGUUGGUAGUAUAGAUGGAGAUAUGGUGAUUGCUAAAGCUCUGAGUGAGGAGGAUGUAUGGCGUAGAUAUGACAGUUUCAUUUGUCGGACAUCCCCACGCCCCGAGGCCUGCAAUGCCUCGUCUUUCAUACUGGAGUCCAUGUAUGUGACGGACGCUGCUUUGAAAUUGUCCUGGCUUUGGGAGGCUAGGAAGAUUACCCAUACGGAAAGGGCGGUUUCACCACUUUGUGUGUCAGCAAGGUUUCUGCAAGAAGUCAAACAGUUGUAUGUUGAAAACGAAGGUACAGAACUGGAAAGAGUCGAACGCGCGUUUAUGGCAACAUCACUCCUCCUGGACCAAGAGGCGGUGAUACUGCGAUACUUCACCACAAAAUCUGCAAUCGUUUGGCCCUUUCCGAAGUACUACGGGGCUUGUGGGAGAGUGGUUGUGCUGCAACACGCUGGAAGGACACUCGAUGCUUUUCUGGACUCCCCUUGGGAACACCGAGCAAACAUUGCAGUACAGUUGUUACAAAUAGUAGACACCCUUCGCGAAAAGGACCCCGACUGGAUUUUGUUCUUUCUAGACGUAUCUAUGGAAGAUUUCGCAGUCGACAGAAGCGGCAGGGUGCGACUGAUCGACUUUGAAGACGUCAUGGUGAUUGAUAGACAAACGGUUGCCGAUGAAGGGAUAGAGGAGGGGUGCAACGAGCAGUGUUAUAUGAACUUCCAACAGGAACUAAUGAGCGACUACUAUCAUUGUAAAGAUAUACUUAGGUACACCCAAAUGAUGUAUGCCAACAUUUGUGUUCGGAUUUUAUCCAACCGUCGAGAAAACGAAGAGAAAGCCGAGUCGGAAGAAAGAAGUGAAGAGAAAGGGGGACAAAGUGGGGAAGAAAAGCCUAAUAAGCCCCAAAAAGGCCUUCUGUAUGAUCCUCCAGAUGACAUGAGAGAGUCGCUAGAGAGCGCACUUGGACAUUGUGUCCAUGAGACACAGCCAGGGGGUCGACUGAAAGCAGUAUUGACGCUAAAGGAAAUCUUGAAGUGAAUUUAUGGUCUCAUCGAUGUAUCACUCCGAGUGGGUACCCUAAAAGAGAUCCGAGCCAAAAAAUGAACGGCUGCACGGACGCAUGUUUUUAGCUGCGAGAAAUUCCCUUUUAGCCAGCGGAACUGAUCUCAAAAGUUAGAUUGGUAAAGGCUUGUUUGUAACUGUAGAAAUUAGCAUGUAAAGGUUUGCAGCCGCGCGCUAGGUCGGAGGUACACAGUCGUGGGUUCUGAUUGGUGCGGUUGUACAGUAGCAGCGAAAAAGUGCCUUUUGUGGGGAUUGACUAAUCGUAGUUUGUAAUUGCUAUAAAAAAAGUUCCUAUGUAUAGUU